This is a messenger RNA of Macrobrachium nipponense, 5089 nucleotides long. Its product is annotated as DNA primase small subunit-like. Gene Ontology annotation, cellular component: alpha DNA polymerase:primase complex. Bases 1 to 1176 code for a protein of 391 amino acids. The record is from RefSeq and is a predicted model, not a curated record. NCBI's taxonomy places the organism in Eukaryota, Metazoa, Arthropoda, Malacostraca, Decapoda, Palaemonidae. The transcript is spliced from 8 exons. Gene Ontology annotation, biological process: DNA replication, synthesis of primer.
AUGGCUUUGAAGGCAUGUUGCAACAACUUUAGCCAGUUGAGGUGUAGGAGCUUUGCUGCAGGUACUCUCAUUGGCAUACAAUGGGUUUGUCUUAUUGUUGAACACUGUCACAGUCUUUCUCAACAGCACUCAUUUCCAAUGUUGCAGCUGCGAAGGGAGUACUUGUCCAUUGAUGCCUUUUAUGGGAAUGUGAAGAAACAUUUAUAUGGUGUUUGGUCAACUUUAGAUUCCUCUGCAUAUUUUAACCAGGUUCGGACAUGUUGUGAAGGUGCUGAAAUCUGCAACAAGUGUUGGAAGUUCAUGACUGUUGCUGUUAAAAUUUUAGAUACUGCCUUGAGAGAGGACUUUGGCUAUCAGCACCUUCUUUGGGUAUACUCUGGAAGACGUGGCGUUCACUGUUGGGUUUGUGAUGCCAAGGCAAGAGCUCUUUCACAGUCGUCCAGAUCUGCUGUUGCGGAGUACCUGCAGCUGAUCAGAGGAGGAGAAAGUGUGUCAAAAAAGGUUUCCUUUGCAGUCAAAGUUACACCCAUCGUCCAAAAACAUUACUUGUACUAUCUGUAUUUCCUUAGGAGAGCAUUCAAAAUUGCGAGUCAAUACUUUGAAGACAUUAUUCUAGAAGACCAAGAUUUCCUGAGCACUCCAGAGUUAUGGGGCAAGAUUUUGGCCUUAAUCCCAGACACUGAAAUAAGAGAAGCUUUGAACAGGACUAUGCCGCAGUGUGUCAAUUCAAGACAGAGGUGGAACACCAUUCAGGCUGAAAUCAAUAGACAAGUUAAUAAGGGGGAUUCCAAGAAGACAAUCAAGCCAAACCUGGUUGCUGAAAUCAUACUGCAGCUUGUGUAUCCUCGACUUGAUAUCCAUGUCACAAAGGGCCUAAACCACUUGCUCAAGUCUCCUUUCUGUGUCCACCCGAAGACUGGACGAGUUUGUGUAUGUUUUGAUCCUCUCAAAGCAGAUGACUUUAACCCAUUGGAUGUGCCACAUUUAGGUCAACUUGAGAAAGAAGUCAGCGAGUAUGAUGCCAAGCAUAAUGAUACAGAGCGAAGUGCUGUAGCAGAGUACAAAAAGACUUCAAUGAAACAGUCUAUGACAGUGUUUGAAUCUUUCCUUAAUCGACUGGGAGGAGAAAAUGCAACCAGAAGGCUAGAGGAGAAGGAUAUGGAGAAGACUUUCUGAAAAGCCUUCAGUCUGAUGUGGAUCUAGAAGCCUCCUUUUGGUGAUGGACCAGUUAUUACCCUAAAAGUUUGAGUGAUUCAUUUUAACAUUGUCAGUCUUGUGUGUGUGUAUAUAUAUAUUACACAUAUGCAGAAGACUUUCUGAAAUGCCUUCAGUGUGAUGUGGAUCUAGAAGUCUCCUUUUGAUUAUGGAUCUGGUAUUACCUUAAUUGUUUGAAUUAUGCAUUUUUACAUCUCAGUCUUAAUGUGUUUGGGAGCCCUAACAUUGUUUAUUUUUCUCAGAUGGUGCUUUUGGAACAGAUAUACAUUUUGAAUAAUGUUAGAAUAAGGGUUAUAGGGAAAAAAAAUUCUAUUCAAGGGUGAUAAGUAUUUUGUCAGACCUGAAUAUUGUCUAAUGCUUGAAUUGGCAGGUCAGUGAUCUGAAAUGUAUAUGGAGGACUUAUUACCAGCAUAAUGUUGUUAAGGAAUAUUUAAAACAUUGUAGAUGGUGUCAUUGCUCUGUGAGUGUGAUAAACCUCCUUUACUUAUUGUAAAGAAUAUUUUUACUUCCACUGUUUUAAGUUUUUCAUCUUUGGGUAAUUCAUUGUACAUGAUAGAAGUGACAGCAAUAUUGCUGAGUGAAAUAUCUUGAGCCAGGAAUUUUAUUUUUAAUAUGAACUUUCAUAUCAUUCAGAAUUGAAAUAGAAAGAAAAUAUUAAUACUUUUGACUUUUAAGUCAGUAUCGUAACUUUCAUCACCACCUCCCAUCUUUUUGUCACAAAAUCACAAACAAUAGCAUAACUUUCACCACAUUCUCCCCAUCUUUUUGUCAUAAGUCACAUUUAGUAGUUGUCCAGGUGCUCAUGGCUUUGUAGGCAUGUUUCAACACUCAUUGGCAUACAAUGAGUUUGUCUUAUAGUUGAAUACUGUCACAGUCUUUCUCAACAGCACUCAUUUCCAAUGUUGCAGCUGCGAAGGGAGUACUUGUCCAUUGAUGCCUUUUAUGGGAAUGUGAAGAAACAUUCAUAAGGUGUUUGGUUGGUUGCCACACACAUCAGGGACCUAGGAAUAUGUAGUUCCCAGCCUUCAACAGGAAAACUUUGGGAAUGUAGUGCCAAAAAGAACUGUUGUAGCAUUCCACCUGUUAGUACAUGGAUUACACGCUGAUGAGUAGCUGGUUGAUAUUCCACACUUGCAGAAACUAAAGGUGUACACUGUAAAGUACCAGUCCCCGGCCUUCAACAGAAAAACUUCGGGAAUGUAGUGCUGGGCAGAUAUUGGUUGGCGUGCAGAUUGUAUGCAGUGAGGAUGAGUGGUUGGUUGAUACUCCAUGUACAUGUAAAAACUGAUGGUUCUUGACAGAUGUGGAGGCUGCAACACAGUCUGAGUAGUUUUACUCUGGCACCCAUGAGAUACAGAAAAUAGAAGACAUUCACUCAACAGUUGCAUCAGAGGUCAUGUCUUCCACAAGGAAGGAAAGCAUAAACCAACUAUAUACUCAUCUACCACAGAGUGGAUGCUUUAUCUAGUUUGAAGUGGGCCUUCACAGCCAAUUGUGUCUUUCUAAAGGGCAAGUAGCUUUAAUUAAUGUUCCAGUCUUCUUAUUAAAUUGCAGCUUAACUUCAGCAUCGUAGACUUUUGGUCGGGUGUUAUACAUCUAUUGAAAGUGGGAGGUUCUGGAAGUGCCACACUCGUCUCAUACCAGGGUGAAAUGAAAUUCGUGCAGCACCUCUUCAAAACAAUUUGUGUAUUCAUCUGCCCUCCUCAAAAUCUUAAGAGGUAUCUGAUGGCAAGAGCAGACUUGAAAUAACAGAGCUGAAAUAGCUAUACUUAGUGACUUAACUCCAUCUAACUGUUUUAAAAGUAAUCCACUGCUUUAAGUUUACAUGGGCUUUAGUGAGGUACAAUGAUAGCCCCAUACGCAGGCAGUAGGUUUCAAAACAAAAUUGGUGAAUCCAUAGUAGCCAAUUAGUAAACAGCAGCACUCUAGGAGAGAUUAGCUUCCCCAAAUUUGGGACUGAUGUGUGUUCCUUCAGAAAGUUGUGGCCUAGCAGUGCAUGUGAACAAAGUUCUUUCGUGUCAUGAAGCUGAACACCAUACAUGUCGUCUUUAGACUGGACCAACAGGAGCCUCAUUUACCAAUAGUCUCAAGAGUAAAGGCCAAGAGACUUCCUGUUUGACACAUCAUUUUUGGCCUGCUACUUUAGUGCCUAGACUUUUUGUAAAUCAGUCAUCAAUGUCUAAUCUUCCCACACUUGGUACAAACUGCAGCCCUUCCCUUACAAAACUUCCCAGAGUGAAAGGCCCCUCCACAGAAGAAAUAUAUCAUAGUAUUUGACUGUCACAUCCACAGUUGGAAAUUCAUCCUGUUCUAUGCACUCUUCUUUUGACCUUCUCAGCAGUACCUAUCUGAUUCCGUUACUGUAGUUACUGAUGACCCUAUACGGUAUGCAGAAUGUAACUGAGCCAUCCCAAGAAUGCAUCUAGUUCAAAGUUCUCUAGAAGUCUUUGUUGUACAGCAUAGGAUGCCUAAUUUUUAUGAAAGGUUAUCAGAUGGCCAACUCAUCAACUUCUCCAGCAUCAGCAGCUUUGAAGUCUUGAGCUGAGCUCUUCAGCUUCUCUAUGAACUUAGUCGUGUUUCACCUGCCUGUUGCUUUUAUAUGGCCAAACAGUGCCUUGCAUAAACCUUGCUCUCCAGUUUCACUGGGCUUUUAGUAUUUCAAUGGCUUCCUGGUAAGCAAUCGCAUUUUUGAGCUUGAAGAUGCAGUGUGGCUUGACACAUUCCUGUAGCAGUUUUAGCUUGUCUGAAUUUGAACCAAGAUCGAAUACUUCAACGAUUACCUUUAAGUUGAAAUUCCACACAUCCUACUCAUCUGCUGUUUUGAUGACUGGGUUAAAGUCAAGGGUGUCUAAAGAUAAGAACUUGUCUAUGGUUGUCAGCUUGGCUUAUCUUGAGAAGUUCUGGCACUCGGUUGUUUAAUCGAUUCAUAAUGCCCAUUGAAACAUCUCCAGAUGUUUUAAAUAUAAACACUUCACUUCCACAUCAUACAAAACAGAAAUAGAAAAAAAAAUCACAAAAAACAUAAUUGGUAGCAUAAAACUUUCACCACAAUAGCAAUUCUGUAUUAACAAUAAAACCAUAAUUAUAAAUAAGUAAAACUUUUGAUAGUAUACUUUUGCAGUGGGCAGUACUUUCUCCUGAAAUGUUUAAAGCAGAAUUGUUAGCAAAUCUGAAAUGUUUGUAAUUGUAAUAUGAAUUACAUUUUAGAGUUACAAGGUAAAUCUUUGAAUUGGUCUACAACUUGGUGCCAUUAUUCUCUCCCCUCCAUGAUGAAUAUGAAAUAACUUAUCUUUAAUGAAGACCAGCCCUUUAAUGCUACUGAACUGCUUCUUGUAUUUUUAUAUCCUUUAAUACAUGCCUGUGAAUUUACAAAUAACGUAAAGUAUUAUAGUGACUGUAAAUUCCAGUAAAUCAUUCUUGUGUACAUAAUGUCUUAUUUAAUGGUAUAAUGUAUGGAUAAGUUCUUUGUUCAUGAAUGAAUUAGUACAGUAUUAAAUUUUAUUAAUGCUACAUCUUUUUGCUAUCUUACCUUAUUACAUUGGAGCAGUUAACCAUCUUUCAUGCCAAGGAUAUUGAGGGAUUAAUUUAACUGCACAUAUCAUUAAAUUUUUUGAAUUUAUAAGAUUUCAUGUUAGAUCUGGGUAACUAGCACGCUCAAGUGGAAAGAAUAUAUGGUCUUUAGAGUUGCAACUGUCUAUGACAUUAUUGCAGUCAUUUCAGCCAUUGUUUCACUUUGUUAUAUAUUCCAUAGGCAAGUAUGCAGUAAUUACCAAGGUUUUCUUCUUUAACAGGAGCUGUUGUUAGAAUAGUAUAUUUUUAUACUGUACAGGUAUUUUUUUGUGUAUAUUUCUUAAAUACAUGUACAAAAAUAUAA